Messenger RNA from Spodoptera exigua (beet armyworm), 2007 nucleotides. Lineage: Eukaryota; Metazoa; Arthropoda; Insecta; Lepidoptera; Noctuidae. The record is from the annotation of a GenBank genome assembly.
AAAUAUCAGAGCAAAGCCCGACGGGUGAGUGAUCAUUUCAAUGAAGAUUCAUUCUUUACUAAUUUGUUUUUGUUUUGUUUCUCCCUGUCCCUCGUCCGGCUCCCGUCCUCACUCCGACAUUGUGACUCCAUUUUGUUUCAUUGUGUAUGAUUUGAUUCGUUGAACCUGCAUUUUGUUAAUGAUGAGACGGUGAUUGGUUCACUCGUGUUUGUGUUUUCAUUCCUUCCAUUAAUGUGUCUACACUAUGUGCUUUGACUGUUGUGUUCAUUCGGCUCAACUAACAAACGGUUGAAGUGGGCUUUCUUACCUAAUCUUGUACCUUACUCUGUGUAUUUACUAAUCUAUGACUUCAUUGGUGUGUGCGUAAUUUGCCUUUUGUAUAUGGUCGUCCUUGUUAUAUAAUAACUGUAUAUUACUAAUCUCUAACAUGUUAUUAUGUAACAACUGUUUGGUGUAUCAUAAAUAAUGACUGUCAUAAACUUACAAUAUAUAACAUACCGUGCAAUUACUAGGUUAACACUGAAUGUCAUUACAUUGUAACACGUGUCCGUUUGUGCUUUUAGUUUUAUACUUUUAUCUAACUUCGUCUAUAGGAAUUUAUGCUGUGGCUAAUGAACGGGUUUAAUACACCUAAUAUAACUCUAUAUAACUACCUAUUAACGUUUCGCUGCAGCUCCACUUUGGUCGGCUCCUGUAACACGAUAUUGACUAUGGGGAUUUGUAUAAAAUCGUAUGAACCAAUCGUCCGUGGGUGUCGCUAGCCGCGGUACGUUGUCGCGUCCCUCCCCUCCCCGCGCCGUCCCCUUAGCACAGCAGGGCGAGCUCAUAGAUCGCAUCGAGUACCAUGUCACGCAAGCCACCGACUACGUCGACUACGGCCGCGUCGAGAUACGCAAGGCCGGCGAGUACGCCGCCAAGGCGCGGAAGGUAAUGCUACACAUACAAACUAAACCACGGCUCAGCCGCCGCCUGUUACUAAACUGCGAAACCCUACAACGUUUCUACUACUGUACGGAUCUUGGGGGUGAGGCGCUACCUAACAGAGACUUGUCAAACAACUUUGGGCCACAUCUGUAACGUGCUGUCGACUGUCUACCACAACUGACUUACUUAUAUUAUAAUUUUCAUUUGCAUACUCAAACUAUAAUUGCAUAUUUUAAUCGACAACAAAUGUCCUAUUGAAAUUGCGUUUCUAAAGCAUGUUGCAUGAUGAAAGCCUCUAUUACUUUUUGAUCGAGAAUAUAGAUUCAAACUUCUGAAAGAAAUCAAACAUUUUCAUUAAAGUUAAAUACCAAAAUCCCCUCUAACUCAGGCAUAAGGAAAUUAUAAAGUUUGUUUUGCACUUUAUGCAUUUUGUAAACGAUGGAAUGUUAUGUGACUCAUACAUACGAGUUAUAUUUGUUUAUAAAAGUGACUGGCUGCACGGUUUGUGUUUAUAUUUGACUGAAUUAAAAUGAAAUAUAAACAGUCAUGUAAAACAGCUUUCGACGCAACUCAUUGUCAUGAUAUCAGAAUACGCUGAAAUUAUCAUUUUAUUAACUUUUCAAUUCCUAUAAAUGUUAAAAGAAAGAUGGGAAUUGGAAAGUCUGUUUCCUUCCUUCCACUAUGACUUUUUAUUAAUUUAAACAUUAUUGUUUCAACUUUUUGUGGCGAAGAAUAUUUAUGUGUAGUAAACAUGCAGUAAUAGUCAUUUUCGUGUGUAAAAACACUGAUAUUUAACAUGCAUUUAGGCCGCAUGAAACAUUAUGUAACGGAAUGAAGGAACUUGCAUUGCAUAAAUCUAGUUCACAGCUUACUGCCUCUUUUGUACCAUAGAGACUUGGUGUCGUAAACAAGGUCGAAUACAGUUGUUUUUUUUUAUUCGCAAGAAACCUUCAUGGUGUUUUUUAAUAAGUUCUGUUUAGCCUUCAUUACAACCAGCAUUGUUUUCAAUUUCAAGUUUAGAAUCAUGCCGUAUCCGGCCUUGUAUCGUGUUGGUGACGGCAUAUUAUGUGUGUAGUGUUGUCA